Molecule: messenger RNA, 523 nt
Organism: Symbiodinium pilosum
Lineage: Eukaryota; Dinophyceae; Suessiales; Symbiodiniaceae
Source: the annotation of a GenBank genome assembly
GAGAAGCGAAUGUUAUCGAUGCCACGGAACGAGGAAGCUUGGUCAGCUCGUGGACGCCGACUUCUGGCAUUGGCAAAGAGGCAUCGAAGGCCCACUUGGAGAGAGCAAGACUGGCAGGCCCAUGCUUUUGCUCGCCUGAAUCUGACCUCCAUCUUUGUUUGCUGCAUGGACAACAUCGAGCGGGUCAACGUUCAUGAUGAGAAGUACACAGAUUUUGGGCAGCGGUACCAGAAAGGAUCUAUUCCAGUUCUGAUUUCUGGGGCCAUGAGCAGGUGGCCUGCCAUGGAGUAUUGGAAGCUGGAGACCUUUGCGGCAGACUUUGGCCAUCAAAAGAUCAUUUGCGAUCAUAGGUUUGGUAUUCGCAUGCGCUUUGACGACUUCAGAAACUACAUGGAGCAUCAGGAGGAUGACACGCCGCUGUACCUUUUCGAUCAUGCCUUUGGCGAGUAUCCGUCGACGAGACUCUUGGUGGAUCAGUACAAGGUCCCUGACGCGUUCCGGGAUGACCUUCUUGCAGACCUUG